Molecule: messenger RNA, 1296 nt
Organism: Oldenlandia corymbosa var. corymbosa
Lineage: Eukaryota; Viridiplantae; Streptophyta; Magnoliopsida; Gentianales; Rubiaceae
Source: the annotation of a GenBank genome assembly
AUGGCACAAGCACAGCAUCAUCAUCUUCCAGAGAAAGAAACAACCAUGAUUCUUCAAGAACAGAGCUUUUGUUUCAACAAGGAUAGUUCCACCCAUCACCACCACCAUCAAGAUGCUUCUUUUAGAUUCAAUGUAGAUGCACCGGAAUUUGUUCCUCGGCCGCCGGCUCCGGUUCCUAUUUCCGGAUACUUUGUUCCUUGCUUCCCUUUUAUGGGCACCGGGGGAAAUGGCGGUGAUUGGAUUUUCUUGGGUGAACAGGACGCUUUGUCCUUGGUUUCCAAUUCGAAAUCCAAUUCAGCGGUUCAUAAUCAGCAACCUAAAACUGCUGUCCUCACUGAAGAGCUUCAAAGGAAGAUCCUGAAACAGAUGGAAUACCAAUUCAGUGACAUGAGUUUGUUGGCUAAUGAUAACUUGGCGAAACAGAUUAGCAAGGACCCUGAAGGAUAUGUUCCAAUCGCUAAUGUAUCAUCCACCAAGAAAAUCAAGUCCCUUGUCGGAAGUAAUCACGCAUUGCUUGCUCAGGCUCUUAAGACAUCCACAAAACUGGAUGUAAGCAGUGAUAUGAAAAGGGUCAAACGAAAAGUCCCAUUCACGGAUAAAGUGAAAGAGGAACUGCAGUUGCGGACAAUUGUUGCCGAAAACUUACCUGAUGAUCACUCCCACCAAAACAUUGAGAAAAUUUUUAAUGUGGCUGGAAGUGUAAAAACCAUCCGCAUCUGCCACCCUCAAGAUCCUAAUAAUCGUUCCAAGGGAGAUUUUAUAAUCAGCACUAAGCUGCAUGCUCUGGUAGAGUUCGAGAACAGCGAUUCAGCAGAGAGAGCAGUUGAGAAGCUGAACGAUCAAAAGAACUGGAGAAAAGGACUAAGAGUGAGGUGCUUGCUAAGGCGAUCAUCGCCAAAGUCUGUUCUGAAGACUAGAAAGUCUGAAUUCGACGGUAUUUUUGACGACUGCGAGUCACCACCAGCACCAUCAGGAUCACCUGAAGCUCCUUCCCCACUUGCUGGUUUGGAUUUAGCCACUGAAAUUAACGAGGAAGAAUUCUCAGGAGGAUCAAACAAAAUGUGGGGCAAAGGGCGAACCAGCAAACCACGACACCGCCUUACCAGCAGCCACAGUGGUCGUGGAUUGCUCUCAUUGUCACCACAACAUAGUUUUAACCUUGGGGAAGCACCAGUUACAAGACAAACUGUAAAGGGUCCAAAAAUGCCUGAUGGAACUAGAGGUUUCACAAUGGGCAGGGGAAAGCCAUUGGCUUCUUCUCCUCCUGUUAAUCAGGCUUGUCAAAUUGUGGUGUGA